CUUAGAGAAUCUCCCUUCUUGGGGCAUAGAAAUGUGAUUGAAGCCAGCCAGAAGAAACCUGUUUAACCUAUAAUGAAGCCAUGCUAUGAAGAACAGUGGCCACGAUCAUUGGUGUAAUGUAGCAGUUUAGAACAGAGAUGAAUCCUUAUAGCUGAAUGGAUCGUUACAAUUGGGUUACUACAAUUUUACUGUUAAGGACAACUUUUUGACCUCCAAGUGGAAUGAAGGGAAAGAAAGAGGAAUUGCAUUUUGCUAAGAUUUCAUUGUCGGGGUAGACCACUCUGUGGAGGUGUUGUUUAAGCUGUGACCUAAAUGAGAGGAGAGCUGGUCUUAUGAAGACUUGGUAAAAAUCCACUUCAGAAAAAAGAAAAUCCGCUUCAGACAGAGAGAAUAUACUGUGCAAAGACCCCAAAGCAGCAUACAGAUCCCGUACAUUUUUCGUCAAGUGCAUUUCCUUGGAGUGACUGCCAGCGUGAACGUCCUGGGAGGAGCCCCAGGACACAACCCGGACCGCAGGACCAAGAUGAUCUCAAUACACAGCCUCUCCGAGCUGGAGCGUCUGAAGCUGCAAGAGACUGCUUACCACGAACUCGUGGCCAGGCAUUUCCUCUCUGAAUUCAAACCUGAAAGAGCUCUACCUAUUGACCGUCCAAGCACCUUGGAGAAGUGGUUUCUGAUUCUGAGAGGACAAGAGAGGGGUGAAGCGGUAUCACUCAAGACGUUUGGCAUUCGACUGGAAGAGGUGCUGGUGAACGAGCUUACCCGCCGCAAGCAACUUGAACUGAGAGGCGCGAUGCAGAUUGAAGAAGCCACCGGUCAGGUUGCGGGCCGUCGUCGAGGAAAUGUGGUGCAAAGGAUGUUUGGCCGCAUCAGGCGCUUUUUCAGUCGCAGGCGGGAUGAGCCCUCCUUGCCCCGGGAGUUUACUCGCCGUGGGCGUCGAGGUGCAGUCUCUGUGGAUAGCCUGGCUGAACUGGAGGACGGGGCCCUGCUGCUGCAGACCCUGCAACUUUCCAGGACUUCCUUUCCAAUUGGCCAGCGACUUCUGGGAUCCAAAAGGAAAAUGAGCCUCAAUCCGAUUGCUAAGCAAAUCCCCCAGGUUGUUGAGGCUUGCUGCAGCUUCAUUGAGAAGCAUGGCUUAAGCACAGUCGGGAUUUUCACCCUGGAAUAUUCUGAGCAGAGAGUGCGUAAGCUCCGUGAAGAAUUUGAUCAAGGUCUGGAUGUAGUGCUGGACGACUCUCAGAAUGUGCACGAUGUGGCCGCACUCCUCAAGGAGUUUUUCCGUGACAUGAAGGACUCUCUGCUGCCAGAUGAUCUGUACAUGUCCUUCCUCCUGACAGCAACUCUGAAGCCACAGGAUCAGCUUUCUGCCUUGCAGUUGCUGGUUUACCUGAUGCCACCUUGCCACAGUGACACCCUGGAGCGUCUCCUGAAGGUCCUGCAUAAGAUCACUGAGAACUGCGAGGACUCCAUUGGCAUUGAUGGACAGUUGGUUUCAGGCAAUCGAAUGACUUCCACCAAUUUGGCUUUGGUGUUUGGAUCUGCUAUCCUGAAGAGGGGGACAUCUGCCAAGAGGGAGUCCAGGAAAACAAGACUGGGGAUUGACCACUAUGUUGCUUCUGUCAAUGUGGUCCGUGCCAUGAUUGAUAACUGGGAUAUCCUCUUUCAGGUGCCUCCCCAUAUUCAGAGGCAGGUUGCUAAGCGUGUAUGGAAAUCCAGUCCUGAAGCCCUUGAUUUUAUCAGACGCAGGAAUUUGAGGAAGAUCCAGAGUGCACGGAUAAAGAUGGAAGAGGAUGCUUUACUUUCUGAUCCAGUGGAAAACUCUGCUGAAGCCCGGGCUGCUGUCCUUGGUCAAAGCAAGCCCUUUGAUGAAGGUUCCUCUGAGGAGCCAGCUGUGCCUCCCGGCACUGCCCGUUCCCAUGACGAUGAUGAAGGAGCGGGUAAACCCCCCAUUCUGGAGCAAGACCGCCCAUUGCUCCGUGUGCCCCGGGAGAAGGAGGCCAAAACUGGCGUCGGCUACUUCUUUCCUUAGAUGUUUUUCCUUCUAUAUGGUGCCAGACAGGGGGAAAGGGUGGGGGUAGACCUGGGAUGUCACAGGAAACAUUAAGGAGAGUCUUGAAGGUAAAGAUCUGAGGGUAAGAAGGAGUUCUACCUGAUGCUCGGGUCAGGUUGUGAAUUCCAAACACACUACCAGCCCCUUUACUGGGGAUGCUUGGUCCCUUCAGCUGGUAAAAGUGGAGAUGUUUCUGUGUCAUGCUCAGGCGCCCUGGUGCUACCUUGCCUCUCUCUUUUAUCCCUGAUCCUGGCUUUCCCUUACUACAGCCGUUCCUUUAAUUGAUGUGACAUUUGUGGUAAACACCUGCCCCAGAGAAGCUCACAAAUCUCGAGGUGCUUUCCUUCCCCCAAAGGGGAUUGCAUGCUUUUCCUGACUUUCCUACCCUCCUCCUAAGAGCUCAAUUGGAAAGGCCCUCAAGAGGCACGCUAGGAUGUUAGUUCAGCCUACUGACAGCUGACAGUUAAUGCUAAACCAUGUCACACCAACUCAUAGCCGUGUCCCCACAGCCACUCCACCGCCUCAGGAUAAUUGUUUCCAAAUUAUUUAGACCAAUGGCUCGUCAAACAGCCACUCCCCAAAUCCUGAGAAACCCAACUAGCUUUUCUGGGGUCAAAAGUUAGAGGAAAACUUGGAUUUUAUUACCUAGAUCUGUUUUACAGACAGCUGGCAGCCACAUCCUGUUGUCAGCAAAACAGCUAGUUAAGUAUGAACACAUAGUUCCAAGCAGUAAAAGUCACCUGAUUACAAAUGUUCUUAAAUAUCGUCUCUGUAGUUCCUCUAUGCAGGACGGUGCAAAUUUGCGGGACAUGCUCUGGUAACACGCAGAUAUGGGUUAUGUAUGACAUCCAAACUUAUAGCUGUUAUUGAGGGGUACCAACUGCUAAGGUCCAUAGAAUGAAGAAUAUAUUGUAUUGAGGGAUAGAAAUUGAUCAGACAAUGGGUAACAACCGCAGAGCUCGAAGAUUUGUGAUUGUUAAAACUUCUCUGGCAUUUAAUCAUUAAUAAACAUCUGUAUUGUGAC
This is a messenger RNA of Balaenoptera acutorostrata (minke whale), 3074 nucleotides long. It is a transcript of the gene ARHGAP36, whose product is annotated as Rho GTPase activating protein 36. The transcript is spliced from 16 exons. Bases 524 to 2029 code for a protein of 501 amino acids. The record is from RefSeq and is a predicted model, not a curated record. Lineage: Eukaryota; Metazoa; Chordata; Mammalia; Artiodactyla; Balaenopteridae. Gene Ontology annotation, biological process: signal transduction.